CCUCUCUCGCCCACAUCAUGAGCCGCGCAGCUUCAGAAGCGGCACGCGCAGAGGGCAACGCAGCCUUCCGCAAAGGCAAGUGGAGCGACGCCGCGCAGGCGUACACGCGCGCGAUCGAGGCGGACUCGUCAGACCCGGUACCGUACGCCAACCGCGCGCAGGUGUGGCUCAAGCUCGAGCGGUAUCCCGCCGCCGAGGCCGACGCGACCCGUGCCAUCGAGCGCAACGGCGGCGUGAAGGCGUCCUUCCGCCGCGCGCUCGCCCGCAGGGCGCAGGGCAAGCUCCCCUCCGCUGCGGCCGACCUGCGCUCCGUGCUCGCCGCCGAGCCGAACAAUGCGCCGGCGGCGGCUGAGCUCGAGGAGGUGGACCGCGAGAUUAGGGAGGGGCGGGAUGUCGCCGAGGAGCAGGCAGCGCCCGCGCCGGCGCCAGCUGUCAAGCAGCCGCCCAAGCUUGCGCCUGUGCCUGCUGCUGCCUCGCCCGCUGCCGCGCGCUCCGCCGAGCGCAAGCCCGCGGCGGUCGCCUCGACGUCGACACCAGCCCCAGCACCUAAGCCCCAGCGCGACACGAGCCUCCUCGACGCGUCGUUCGGCGCGCCAAGGCAGCCGUCAAGAAUAUCGUCCAUCGUCCCGCCAUCAGCGCGCGAGUCAGACCCAGAACCAGCGCCGCCAGCCCCGGCAGCAGCCGCAUCGUCGUCAUUCGCCUCGCUCCGACAUGCGCGCGGCGCGCGGCCAGCGUACGCGGGUGCUGGAUCGGCACCACUCCUCUCCACUACGGCAGAGCAGGACGCGGCUGCGGCGCGCGCGACCGACUUUCUGCGCAAGCCUGCGGCAGUGCCAGUCGCGCCCCCUCCACCACCACCGCGACCGACCGUCGCCCCGCCGCCCGACCCGACGUCCACAGCCCCAGGUGCCGGCCUCGCCCUCCUCCGCGCACUGCGCUCGCUGUCGCCGGCAGAGGGACAAGCGUACCUCCGCCACUACCCUGCGUCCAACAUAGCGCGCAUCACGGCGCCGGUGCUCGAGCCUGACUCGCUUGGGCUGCUCCUUGCCGCGCUGGGCGCUGGCGGGCCCGAGGACGCCGAGUGGACGCGCGAGGUGCUCUCUGGGCUUAGGGCCACGCCUAGGUGGCGCAUGAACGCCGCCAUGUUGAGCUCGGCCGAGCGGAAGGCCGGGGAGCGGGCGUGGGCUCUGGCUGGAGGUGAGGGGCCAUUGUAG
Vanrija pseudolonga is the source of this 1214-nucleotide messenger RNA. RefSeq names its product RNA polymerase II-associated protein 3 (gene RPAP3). The transcript has 3 exons. The record is from RefSeq and is a predicted model, not a curated record. Gene Ontology annotation, molecular function: protein binding. Gene Ontology annotation, cellular component: protein folding chaperone complex. Lineage: Eukaryota; Fungi; Basidiomycota; Tremellomycetes; Trichosporonales; Trichosporonaceae. Bases 18 to 1214 code for a protein of 398 amino acids.